Molecule: messenger RNA, 596 nt
Organism: Daphnia pulex (common water flea)
Lineage: Eukaryota; Metazoa; Arthropoda; Branchiopoda; Diplostraca; Daphniidae
Product: cuticle protein 18.6-like
Exons: 4
Coding region: 137-478 (113 amino acids)
Cellular component (GO): extracellular matrix
Source: RefSeq, a predicted model, not a curated record
CCCCUUCUCGUCAGAGCCAUAUGGCUUCGCGUAUAAAUAACCGAGUCCACCGUCACCACCAUCAACAGUUUUGUCAACGAGUAAGACACAGUCGGAUCAAACUCACCAAAGUUCUCCCUUCCUCAACACAACAGCCAUGAUGAAGUUCUUGAUUUUCGCCACUCUGAUCGCCGUUGCCAUGGCCGGUUACGAGCCUGCCGCCAAGGCUGUUGAGGAGGCUGCUCCAGCUGAACCCGCCCCUCAGCCGUACAGCUUCGGCUACGGCGUAAAGGACGAAGAGACCUACAACGAUUUUGAUCACGCUGAGAACGCUGAUGGCGAAGUCGUCACUGGAUCUUACCGCGUCGCUCUCCCCGAUGGCCGCACUCAGAUCGUCACCUACCGAGCUGACAAAAACGGAUACACCGCUGACGUGAAAUACGAGGGAGAGGCCCAAUAUCCCGAGUACGUCGAACCUGCGCUCAAAACCACAUAUUAAAAAAGGAUAUUUUUGUCUAGAAUUUAAACCCCCAUUUCUUUUUAUCUAUCACAAUUAUUAAUUAUCCAUUCAAAAAGAUAUUUAAUGUAUUAUCAAUACAAAACGAAUUUACACUGAA